CCCACACUUUUCUUCAGAUUAUUUUGAUUUGACGCCAUCGUUUUGCUCCGAAAUAUAAAAAAAAAAUUUCUUUUUUUUUAUGAAGGACGGGAAGAAUCUGAAUUUAUGUAGAGGUGCUUUUUUUUUUCAUCACCGCCCUUCCGGGAUAUGUGUAACUUAUCCAUAUCUGUCUUUAUCUUGUUUCAUGUACACCCACUAUGAAGUCACGUGAGAGAAAUAAAGUGUCUAAAAUAGCAUUCGAAAAGAGAGCAUAGCUAUAGCUUAUGAUUGGUGCAUUGUGUCGAUGUCAUCUUUAAAAAGGAGAACCAAAAAAAGAAAGAAAAAAAAAAGUGUGUAUACGCAACAAAUCACAUCUUUCUUUCCUUUCUUUAUAUACUCUCUUUUUUUUUAUACUUAUGGCUCACUUACAACAACAUAACAAAGAUAUAUGUCGAGGUCGAAAACGUAGAACAGUAGAAGAUGAAGAGAUGAGUGAAUGCACAGCACAAAAACCUUUAUUGAUGCGUAAAAUAAAGUCACCCGAAUCAAAAAGACAAAGAACAACAUUACAGAAAAGAACCACACGGGGUGCUUUAUUAGACACAUUGGAUAAAGAAGCAUUGAUUCAUAUUCUGGAUUCUAUCCUCAAGUCACAACCUCAAGUACGAAAAGAGAUCAUACAUCAUAUUCCUGCACCUACCAUUUUAUCUGCCAUGAAUGUCUUGGUGGAUCUUGAGAAAAAGUUUCUUGCCAGUUUCCCCUUUAAUAAAAAUGGACCUGGAAGAGAUGAUUAUACAUUUUCAAGAGUACGAGAUGCACUGACAGAUUAUAUUGACACAAUAACACAAUAUGCCAAUCAUUUCACUUCAAUACAUAUAUUCCCCUCACAUUGCUUUACAUUUCUUGAUCAUGCUACACAUAUGGCACACCGAUUACCCAACUGGGAUAGUGAAGAAAACAACAGACUAAAGAAAGAACUCUAUCAAAACCUGAAUUUAUUCUGGAAAUCAGCCAUUCAGAUCACAUCACAGAAACUACAUGCAUCAAAUUAUAACCCAGACACUGUACGUGAAUGGGCCAAACAUUUAGCUCAACACAACAGUCAUACACAUGGAUGUUAUUUUACUGAAGCUGUGCAUGAAUUCACGCGAACAUUAGGUUAUUUUAUGGAUCCAAAUACCCUAAAUUCAUGUCAUCAUAUAUCUCAUACCUUGGUUCCUUCUGUUGAAGCUAUAUCCUAUCCUUAAACCUCUUUCUUGGCAUGUGGCUUUGAUAUAUAUAUAUAUAUCUAAUUUUUAAAAAUAAAUUUAGCUUGUAAAACCCU
Gilbertella persicaria is the source of this 1303-nucleotide messenger RNA. RefSeq names its product Cut8 six-helix bundle-domain-containing protein. Lineage: Eukaryota; Fungi; Mucoromycota; Mucoromycetes; Mucorales; Choanephoraceae. The coding region runs from base 396 to 1226 and encodes 276 amino acids. Gene Ontology annotation, cellular component: nucleus. Gene Ontology annotation, biological process: nuclear protein quality control by the ubiquitin-proteasome system; proteasome localization. The transcript has 4 exons. The record is from RefSeq and is a predicted model, not a curated record.